This is a messenger RNA of Cuscuta epithymum, 2164 nucleotides long. Lineage: Eukaryota; Viridiplantae; Streptophyta; Magnoliopsida; Solanales; Convolvulaceae. The record is from the annotation of a GenBank genome assembly.
AUCACCAACAUAGAGGAGGGGGCGAAGUGUAUGCGACAUCUAAGAGCGAUGAACUGGUGCGUCGUCUUUGAGCGGCAGAACGGCGGUUCGUCUAAGUAAGAUGGAUCAGUGACUUAUCCAAGACCAGCGGCGGCGCGACGACUUGUCCCAGAGCAGGGGAUAUGAGAGGGAGGGAAUGAAGUAAAAGAUACGGGAAAUGAAAUGAAAUUGUAAAAAAAAUAGAGUAUAUAUAUACUGUACAGUUUGUGUACACUUGUACCCCAAGCAAAAUUGAACACCCGCCGUGGGCACCCUAAAAACGAACCAAAACCAUGCGCAGAUUCAGACCUGUAUCCGCCAUGGGCAGCCUUUUACUCCCCUGUCAUACUGCCUUCACACUCACCCACUUCCCAGCCUUCUCUUAUCCGCGACUUCAUCUUUCUCACAUCAUUUCUUAUUCCCUGCGCCCACUAUCAAUAUCUUCGUCCUCUGCAACUUCUGUCAUCUCGUCGCCUCCUUUCUUGAGAUCGGAGCACCCCGUCGACCCUAAGUACCUCUCAUGCUCACUACCGGAUAAGAGUCCUCUCAAGCUGGCAGUUCUGGUUAGCGGUGGGGUUGAUAGCAGCGUCGCUCUCCGCCUUCUCCACGCCGCAGGACACUCCUGCACAGCAUUCUAUCUAAAAAUAUGGUUCCAGGAAGACUUUGAGAACUUCUGGUCUGAGUGUCCAUGGGAGGAGGAUCUGAAAUAUGUAAAAGCUGUCUGUGAUCAGGUUGACGUCCGUCUGCAGGUUGUGCAUUUGACUGAUGAGUAUUGGAAUAAUGUGGUAUCAUACAUUAUCAAUGAAUAUAGAUGUGGACGGACUCCAAAUCCAGAUGUCCUUUGCAAUACAAGAAUCAAAUUUGGUGCAUUUAUGGACACAAUAAGUGGAAUGGAAUUUGACUUUGUUGCUUCUGGACAUUAUGCAAAGAUUGUUCAUGCGUCUUCUGAUCAACCACUCCAGCCUUCGGUUCUAGAAUUGUCAAAAGAUGUGGUAAAGGACCAAACAUACUUCCUAUCACAUCUCUCACAGUCUCAGCUUAAGCGACUUAUUUUCCCUCUUGGAUGUAUUCCAAAGGAAGAGGUGCGCAAACUUGCGAAGUUAUUUGAUCUCCCAAACCAGGACCGUAAAGAUUCACAGGGAAUAUGCUUUCUUGGCAAGAUAAAGUUUUGUGAUUUUGUUGCAAGACACAUCGGGGAGGUAGAAGGGAUUAUAUUAGAAGCUGAAACAGGGGAUUAUCUCGGAAAGCACAGAGGGUUUUGGUUCUACACUAUUGGUCAACGACAAGGUCUACGGCUUCCUGGGGGACCAUGGUACGUUGUAGAGAAAGACAGUAAGAAUAAUGUGGUGUUUGUGUCAAGAAACUACUUCUCGGCUGAUAAGAAAAGACGCCUAUUUCGUGUUGGAUCGCUGAAAUGGCAAAGUGGUAGCUAUCCUGCACAUGCAAAUCAACUUCAAUGCAAGGUUCGCCAUGGCCCCACUCUCUACAACUGUAAUUUGGCAAUGGAAGUUGACAACAAUGGUAAAACAGUUGGUAUUGUCCAGCUGUCUCAAGAUGACCAAGGGCUGGCAGCAGGACAGUUUGCUGCUUUCUAUGAUGGGAUAACCUGUCUUGGCUCUGGUGUCAUCAUGGAUUCUUGGGAUGAUCAAGGGUAUCCAGUAUGCGAAAGGGCUAUUGAAAUAGCAAGAAUGGAGGACAAGUCAAUGCUUGGCAGACCAGUGAGAAUAACAGUUAAAUCAGGUAAUACUAAUAAUCGUUUAAUGGAAUCUGAUCCCAAAGAUCAUAGAGAGAAUCCAAAUCCUAUUGUUGGUUCUGAAACUAUUGAGCGGAAUAUGUCUUACCAAGGAGAGGAUCACUGAGUAUUGAAUUGGCUAGAGUGGUUAAAGAAGAAGUGGUUACAAGUUUUCUAGUAUGUUUAUAGGUUGUAUUACGGUAUAUAGUGUGUUACUAUAUCUCGUGGGAUGCACGAGAUAUUAUUUAAUUCUUUAAGUUUAUGUUCCAAAUUAUUUAAAAUUAAUGUAACUUUUAUAAAUAAAAUGUAAAUAAAUUUCAAUAUUUUUUAUCAUAAAACACAAAUUAUUAUCAUCCAUCAAAUUUGUACAACCAUGAAAUUCUUCAGCAUAUUCAAUUGAUUACGGAGUAUCAU